UAUUCAGUUGGUAUUGUCCACGAAAUAAAUACUGUGUUGAUGUUAAUACUUGAUUUGAAUUAUAAAACUAGAAUUCUGAAAAUUAUAAACAUGAAGUUCGUAGUGUCAAAGUAUGUUUGUUGUUCGAUGAUUGAUUUAACGAUAGCUUGUAGGAUAAUUGCUUCAAUUGGUCUUACGAUUUCCAUCUGGCUCGUCGUGGUUUUGAUAAACGAUAAAUUUUGGAGGGAAGACGAUUAUUAUGACCUGAGCAGAAAAACAGCUCUAGCUCUUGGAUUGGACUGGCAACAUUUCCAUGCAAAAGCUGCAGCUAAUCAGCAAGACGACCCAGAAGGUAGAAUGAUUUCUAUCAUAGUGUUGUUUUAUUCGGCAGCUUUCCUGAUUAUCAAUAUAUUGCUGUUUUUCGGAACGAUCAUUCAUAAUAGCUACUGUGCCAUGCCAUGGUUGUUGUGUGAACUUCUUGGAUGUAUAUCAAAAUUAGGAGCACUCAUUUACCACUUGCACUGUGAUCACCUGAACAGAUUUUUUUUCGUUGGAUCCAUUGUGUAUAUAGUAUUAAUGGUGUGGUGGUGGACGGUGGUUUUCCUCGCUCAACUAUCGUGGAGAAGAGCACGGAAAUGUGAUUUUGAACUGGAAAUGUCAUCGGUGUGCACCAUGCAUCCAGUUCCCAAUGAACAAAAGGGCAUAUCGAGAAUCCACGUUUACCGGAAUUCGGUAACUAUCGACUCACCAGACCCGUACCAGCCCAAUAAACAAUACUCUCCGAUAUGAGAAAAGUUUAAUUGCUUUAUACCUUUUUGGUGUACUAAUUUCAUUGACCUUUGUUUUUUAUUUGAGGUGAAUUUGCUUACGUUAUUACAAUGACCGUCGUAGAUAUGUAUCAUAUGUAUUUCCGAUAUGCAUUUGUUUCAAAAAAUGUAAAAGCGGAACGAAUAGUUAGUUGAACUGAAUUAUUUGUUUUUUCAUUUUUGGAAAUGAAGACCCUAUAUCGAAAACACAAUUAUGAAAAGUAACUUUGCCUUGCAUCGACAGUUGAAUUUCUAUUUAUUAUAUUAUGUAUUUAUUAUUGCCAUUUUUAAAAAUAUGAAUUACAAUUUUGAAUGCAUUCUUCUA
Messenger RNA from Leptinotarsa decemlineata (Colorado potato beetle), 1110 nucleotides. RefSeq lists its product as uncharacterized. The record is from RefSeq and is a predicted model, not a curated record. NCBI's taxonomy places the organism in Eukaryota, Metazoa, Arthropoda, Insecta, Coleoptera, Chrysomelidae.